GAGGGGGUUUAAAUUUGAACUUCCCCUCCAGAGAAUAACAUUACUGCCUUUAAGCUUCACACUUUACAUCAUUUGGAUUUAGGAGUAAAAGACGACAAGAGGAUUAGAACUACAGCUAUUAAUCAGUUGAAUUCGGAUUUUAAAGGGUCAUGGAAGGAAGUCCGCAGUCUUCACUGUCAGAAGAGGACUCUUCAAGCAAAGAGCGCUCUUUACCUGAGGAGGAGAAUGAUCUUCAGUCUGAGCAGGUGGAGGAUGUGGCACAUGAAGAGUCUCUUCUCUCUGGGGAGGAGCAGUUAACCCUCAUCACAGAAAGCAUGUCAAUCACCUCCUCUGAUGAAGAGAAGCUUCAGCUCCUCAACAAAAACACUGAACUGCGGAGACUCAACAAAGAGCUGAUGAAACUGAACGAAGAGUGGGAUCAUAUCUACCACAGCACAAGUGUGAGCCUCCAGCAGCGUGUGGCGGAUUUCGAGGAGGAAAACGCUGCCCUCAAACAGCUCAAAAGCAGACUGCUGCUCAAAGUAGAACAUGAACAGAAUAAGGGGGAAUAUUAUGAACAAACACUGAUGCAGGAGCUGAAGAAAAACCAGCAUCUCCAGGAGUAUAUCCGACUGCUGGAGAGCCGACUGCACCAAACAGAUCUUCAUCAGUGGACCAGGGGGACACAGACACCAGAUAUGAGUGGCACCUCAGACUCUCGGCUACUCCAGCGGUCCUCUAAACCUUCCCUGGAUGUACGGUCGACCGUGUCACCGGGCACAAAGUCGAGCCUCAGACUGGCUGUAAUGGGAAUGGAGAUCCAGUCUGACCCGGUGAGAGAGGUUCAGGAUCUGAAAGAACAGCUGGAGGCGCUGCGGUGUCAGACUAAAAUCUAUGAGGCUGAUUAUAAGACGGAGCAGAAGGACCAUGAGCGCAUGCUGCAGGAGAACAAGAGACUGCGGCGCAGAGAAGCGGACAUGCGUCAGCAGAUGGCGCUGUUGCAGGAACAGCUAAAGGUGUAUGAGGAUGAUUUUCACAAGGAGCGCUCAGACAAACAGAUUCUCCAGAGACUGCUGAUGAAGAAAUCUCCAGCCGAGAAAGAUCCGGUUCUGGUGCAUCGCUGCAACAACGAGCAGGACCGGCCCAGGACCGACAGGAGGAAGAGCCGAGGAGAUCAGCGGGGGGGAUACGUGUGUCCCAAACACUGUGAACAUCACGGGCAGCCGGACUUCCACUGAACGCUGACACGCAUUCAUUCAUCACAAGGGGAAGCAAGCUAUUUUUUUUUAUCUUUUAGAUCCCGUUUUAAUGCUAUAUUUAUUGGUUCUUUAUUGUAUUAUUCUUUUAUAUUACUGAAAGGAUUGUGUUUGUACAAUGACUGUAUGGACACUGUGCACUUUUGUAGUUUUAAUAUGAGAGUUCAAUGGCUGAAACUCAAACAAGCCAUGUCAGACAGUAAAUAUUGUAAUCUUUAUAAGCCUGUUUUUUUUUUUUUUUUUUUUUUUUUUUCAGUUAAUAUGUCAGCAAAUGGACCUUUUCUUAAUACAUUACUAACAGGAAACAACUUGAGAUGAUUUUGCACUUUGACUUUAAGGAAACCCAAGGCCAUUGGAAUUUCCAGAGUAUUGAACGCAUUGUUUUACUCAUACAUAUUUUCCAGGAAAUUUUCUCAGUUGUGUCAACCAAUUCACCUUUAUUUAUGAUAUUUCCCAAACAUAUCAAUGCAGUUCAAGAACAAUUCACAAUAGGAUAAAAAUGACAUAAUAAAUAAAAUAGAUUACAACAAUAACAUUAAAAAGUGUGGAAUAGUAAAUCUAUAAUGAAAAAGAAAACAGCAAAUGAAUAAUGAUUCAUUUAAAUUCAGUGUGGUUGUCUCUCAAUAAUGCCAUGCUCUUGCACCUGUUAUAGGUGAGGCAUUGUCAAUGUUUGCUUGUUUGUUUGUUUAUUCAUUUUUUAAGAUUAUAUCCAAUUAAAUGUGUCCCUAUGAAUUGCUUUGAAAUGUUCAACUAUAUUGUUUCAAUAAAAUACACAUUAAAAAUAUA
Molecule: messenger RNA, 2021 nt
Organism: Pimephales promelas (fathead minnow)
Lineage: Eukaryota; Metazoa; Chordata; Actinopteri; Cypriniformes; Leuciscidae
Biological process (GO): cellular response to lipopolysaccharide; regulation of transcription by RNA polymerase II
Source: RefSeq, a predicted model, not a curated record